Aspergillus pseudoviridinutans is the source of this 2055-nucleotide messenger RNA. Its product is annotated as DEAD/DEAH box helicase. The record is from RefSeq and is a predicted model, not a curated record. The coding region runs from base 1 to 2055 and encodes 684 amino acids. NCBI's taxonomy places the organism in Eukaryota, Fungi, Ascomycota, Eurotiomycetes, Eurotiales, Aspergillaceae. The transcript has 2 exons. Gene Ontology annotation, molecular function: DNA binding; hydrolase activity; ATP binding.
AUGAACGUUUUCCGACGGAGAUUGGGGCAUAUUCCCAUUCUGAAUAUCACCACUCGAGCUAACCGAUCUCACUGGCGACUUCUGGCAUUUCACCGACAUGGCCGUUUCCUCUCUAUCAGCCCAGGGCCGACCACAGAGCCUUCUACAGAGCCUCCACGCUCGUUUGAACUUCCUAAGUUAGUUCUUCGAGACUAUCAGGAGGAAUGCAUUCAGUCUGUACUAAAGUACUUGAACGAGGGCCACAAACGCCUGGGUAUCUCGCUUGCGACUGGUGCUGGCAAAACGGUCAUCUUCACCGAGCUAAUUGGUCGCAUCCCAUCACGCAAUGAGAUAGGCGACAAGACUUUGAUUAUUGUGCAUCGAAAAGAGCUUGUGGAACAAGCAGCCCAACAUUGCCGCCGCGCAUACCCUGACCGAACCGUCGAGAUUGAAAUGGGCAAUAGUCAUGCCUCGGGAGCUGGGGACAUCAUUGUCGCAUCUGUGCAGACUCUGACGCGAGGAAAUAGACUAGCAAAGUUCGAUCCGAAACGGUUUAAACUGGUGCUGGUGGAUGAGGCCCACCACAUCGUCGCGUCCUCCUACCGAGAAGCUCUCAAGCAUUUCGGAGUGGACGAAGCCUCUACGGAUUCUCCAGUUCUUGUUGGCGUCUCGGCUACAUUUUCUCGGAGCGACGGACUGAAACUGGGUGCUGCAAUCGAUCACAUUGUAUACCAUAAAGAUUACAUUGAUAUGAUUGAUGACAACUGGCUUGCCAAUGCGGUCUUUACUACGGUCCGCUCCGAGGCAAACCUGUCCAAGGUGAAAAAGGAUAGCUUUGGUGAUUUUGCAAUCGGCUCUCUUUCCAAGGCAGUCAACACAGAAAAUGUUAAUAAUAUCACCGUGCGUGCAUGGCUUGCUAACGCGCAAGACCGCAAAUCCACGCUGGUGUUCUGCGUGGAUGUCGCACACGCAAAAGCGCUUACGGAGACCUUCCGCAACUACGGCAUCGAUGCACGGUAUAUCACUGCAAAGACCUCAAAAGACGUACGGAUGGAGCAGCUGCGUGCAUUCAGAAACCAAGAGUAUCCCGUGCUGCUGAACUGCGGUCUCUUCACAGAAGGGACUGACAUCCCGAACAUCGACUGCGUCCUACUUGCCAGACCGACUCGAUCGCGGAACCUCCUCAUCCAGAUGAUCGGCCGAGGACUCAGAUUGUACCCCGGCAAGGAAGACUGCCAUGUAAUCGACAUGGUGGCAACCCUCAACACCGGCGUCCUCUCCACACCAACCCUAUUCGGCCUACAUCCGGACGAAGUCCUGCAAAAUGCCAAAGCCAAAGACCUGCGAGACAUGCCGCUCGAAGACACCGCAUCCGGGACGGGGACCCCAGCCGAUGAAACGGAGGAUCCGCCCCCCUCCCCGGACGACUCAGACGUCAACCUAACGUUCACAAAAUACGACACAAUCUACGACCUGAUCGCCGACCUCAAAUCCGAAAAACACAUCCGUUCUCUGAGCCCACACGCCUGGGUCCGCGUCGGUGACGACCGCUACGUCCUCUCCGACGCCUCAGGCUGGCUCACAAUCGACAAGGAAGAAGACACAGGUCGAGCGUACAAACCUAAUCCCAAACCCGGCCAUACAACCGCCAACCCUUACAUCUUCACCGUCCGCCACGUCGCCAAAUUCAAGAACUCCGAUGAUACCGUCACACAUACCCGUCCGCGACUCAUCGCCACAGCCUCCGACUUCGAGACCGCCCUCCAUGCCGCAGACACAUUCGCAGCCAGCGAGUUCGAGGAGAGAUACAUCUCGGUAUGGCAGACGUGGAGGCAGCUCCCCGCGUCGGAUGCGCAGGUUCGCUUCCUGAAUAAAUCGAAGGUCCGGCACGGGUUGAUCGACAGGAAACAUCUUACCAAGGGCCAGGCGGCGGAUCUGAUCACGAAGUUGAAGUUUGGUGGGAAGAAGCGGUUCGAGGCUCGCAAGGCCGAGCGGCUUGCUGAGUUGCGGAGGCAAGAGGAGGUUGAGGAGCUGAGAAGACAGGGUGAUGUGCGGGUUGGGCCGGUUGAGACCUAG